This is a messenger RNA of Pteronotus mesoamericanus, 1170 nucleotides long. RefSeq names its product YY2 transcription factor (gene YY2). The record is from RefSeq and is a predicted model, not a curated record. Gene Ontology annotation, molecular function: RNA polymerase II cis-regulatory region sequence-specific DNA binding; DNA-binding transcription factor activity, RNA polymerase II-specific. The transcript is spliced from 2 exons. The coding region runs from base 1 to 1170 and encodes 389 amino acids. NCBI's taxonomy places the organism in Eukaryota, Metazoa, Chordata, Mammalia, Chiroptera, Mormoopidae. Gene Ontology annotation, biological process: regulation of transcription by RNA polymerase II. Gene Ontology annotation, cellular component: chromatin; PcG protein complex; transcription regulator complex.
AUGGCCUCAAACAACAUUAUCUACAUCACCACAGAAAACUCGGAGAUACCUACCGAGUUUGUGGAGUUGCACCAGAUCCACCUGGAGGCCAUCCCUUUGGAAUCUCCAGUGGCGAUAGAAACCAUUGCAUAUGAGGAUAUUGGUGGCAGUUGGGUCCACAGUGUCCACGCCAACCCACCUCUGGUUGCACUGCAGCCACUCUUUAUUAGCCAAGACCAAGGGGACCAUGGCGAGGAAAUGGUCGUGCUACAAACCCAGGAGGAGGUGGUGGGCUACUGCGAGUCAGGCAACCUGUCGGGUAACAACUUCCAGGAGCAGCAAAUGGGCGUCCAGGUCGAGGACGAAGACGUCUGCUUCCAGCAGGCUCUCGCUUCUCUUGAAGCCUCCGCGUCAUCAUCGACCUGGAGACACAGCAAGAAGCGCAGCCGCAACAAGAAGCGCAGCCACAAGCGCAGCGACAAGCCCAGCAACGCACCGAGCGACAUGCCCAGCAGCGGUAAGCAGAGCUCCACCAGCAGCGCGGCUGCGGCGGGGGCGGCGGGCGGCUGCAGGAAGUGGGAGCAGAAGGAGGUGCUGAUCAAAACCCUGGAGGGCCAGUUCUCGGUCACCAUGUGGUCCCCACGUGAUGAAGGAGACCAGGAGACUGAAGGACCGGUUGAGGAGGACUCACCUCCUGAUUAUUCAGAGUACCUGACGGGAAAAAAACUUCCUCCUGAAGGAAUACCGGGUAUCGACCUAUCAGAUCCCAAACAGCUGGCAGAAUUUACUAAAACGAGGCCCAAAAAACCCAAAGAUGAUGUUCCAAGAACAGUAGCUUGCCUUUAUACAGGCUGCGGAAAGAUGUUCAAGGAUAUCAGUGCUAUGAGAAAGCAUCUGAACACCCACGGUCCGAGAGCCCACGUAUGUGCAGAGUGUGGCAAAGGCUUUGUUGAAAGUUCGAAACUAAAACGGCAUCAACUGGUGCAUUCUGGAGAGAAGCCCUUUCAGUGCACGUUUGAAGGCUGCGGGAAAUGCUUUUCCCUGGAUUUCAAUUUGCGUACACAUGUACGAAUCCAUACCGGCGACAAGCCCUACGUGUGCCCCUUCGAAGGUUGUGAUAGGAAGUUUGCUCAGUCUACUAACCUGAAAUCUCAUAUCUUCACGCAUGCUAAGAACAAAGAUAGUCAGUGA